CUUGGCAGUUUCUUCGUGGAAACGAAUAUCGGUACAGGCAUCGUGCCAUUUUCUCUCCACUGCAGCCCCCGACCUCCACCCUCCCCAAUCCCUGCACAUCGAGAACUUCCCCUGACCCUGCCCGUUCCGGCGACCGGCGGCGUCCGGCGGCAGUGCUGCCCCGACCUCCACCCUCCCCAAAUCCCUGUACAUCCAGUUUGGCUCUUCCCUGCAGAUCGACAACCCCCCCCGACCCUGCCCGUUCCGGCAACCGGCGGCGACAACGCGGGGAGUUCCCAGGACGAGUCCUCUGGAAGGGGUCUUCCAAUGUUGCCGUGCCCACGGUGCGGUGCUUCGCCAUUGACAUGGGGAGUGUGCGAGAACGGCAAGAACGCUGGAAAGGAGUUCUUCAAGUGCUGCAGGAACCUGAGCGAAUUUUCGCCAUGCAGGUUCUUCAUAUGGAAGGACACAUAUAUUGAGGACCUGAGGUCUUCGAGGAUAAUGGCAGCAGUUCCAUCUGGCGUCUUCGAAACCCAGAUUGAGUAUGCACCUGCUGUGGCGUUACCAUCAUCAGACAGCUUGGUGGAGGUGCUUAACCAUCUCCGUGAGAUGAAUGAGGGCAUAGCCGACAUAAGAGCAGGUGUAGCUGAGGCAAGAUCGGCGUACAAGGGUUUUUGCUCCGCCAAAAGGACGACCAGGAUCAUCGCGCUUACCCUGGUCGUUGUUUGGAUUGGCUGUGUCCUCGCUAAGUUUAUUCAGAUGUGAUUCUUAUUAUGGCAUGUCUGGCAGUAGUGCGCUUGCAAGAUGGAUCCAUGGCAAGGUUGACACGUGUCUUCCUGCUCUGGUGGCAGGCACAUGUCGUCAGGGCAAUGAUCACAUACUACAUACAAAGCCCCCUGCCACGUCAACAUCAGUGCAUCUGUGUUGUACUGCUUUGCUGGUGAUUUUCAGUUCGACCAACUGGAGCUUGCCAUCAUAUCAUGAAAUUUAAUCAAGGCCACGAAAAGACACGCCAGUUGCCAGCCAGCUCAUGGGUAAGAGCUCAGAGAGAGUGUGUUGGGGCAAGCAAAGAUGGCUAGGCAAGUACAUCUACCACUGCCAGUAGCUAGUACCUGCUCCACUGUCACUUAUCUCUCCCAUGCCACCUCAUUUACGAUAUAUGGGCCGUGCUAGCUAGUGUACGUACUUGUGCUGGCUAGCUCGAAGCAGCAAAUCAAUGGCCAAUAAAGGAUCGAUGCACAUGUCUCUUUCUCUA
Molecule: messenger RNA, 1234 nt
Organism: Lolium perenne
Lineage: Eukaryota; Viridiplantae; Streptophyta; Magnoliopsida; Poales; Poaceae
Molecular function (GO): zinc ion binding
Source: RefSeq, a predicted model, not a curated record